Molecule: messenger RNA, 3503 nt
Organism: Mytilus trossulus (common blue mussel)
Lineage: Eukaryota; Metazoa; Mollusca; Bivalvia; Mytilida; Mytilidae
Exons: 6
Coding region: 294-1520 (408 amino acids)
Biological process (GO): positive regulation of transcription by RNA polymerase II; positive regulation of Rho protein signal transduction
Cellular component (GO): sarcomere
Molecular function (GO): actin binding
Source: RefSeq, a predicted model, not a curated record
CUGGCAAUGUCAGGUAAUUACCUGCUAUGUUAUAAUAGUGCAAUUACCGAAAUGCACGUGGUAUGCGCGUGCUGUGCUGUAAGAACGAUCAGCUGUAUCUGAAAAAAGAAGUGGGUGUUUAAUUCCAUUGAUAAUUUCCAGGAGUUUCGCAAAUAAUUGACUUUGGACGGAAUACUACACCAAGUUUCGUGAGUAAAUUUGUACCACUCAGAAUUUUACACUGCAUUUCUUUUAAGGUACCAAUAAAAGGGACAUAUUAAAGGAAAGACUACAAAUAUAGGAACACAUGAGCUAUGAAGACUGGAAAGAGGAUUUUCAAGAAAAUCAAACAAGGGUGGGGAUCCGAUUCUGAGAACCAAUUGUACUCACCACUGGUCCAAGUUCAGCAGACAGCAACAGAAACUCCCAGAGGAAUAGAGAACGAAAAACUGAAUUCCAAUGGAAUCGAUGCUAGGAAAAACAAAGAAACACGAUCGACUUUGCCAGCCUGGCAGAUCAGGAAGAAAAAGGCCUCUAUGCCUAGGCCAAAGAGUACAGGAUAUCUGAAAGAUUUUAACAUUCUCUCUGCCGAGGAUGACGUUGGAGAUGAUGCCGACACAGCAUAUGAUGAUUAUGUCUUGUCCAGACAAGCGGCUGUAGGAAUGGAUCUGGCUAAAAGAAAUGGAUACACAAUGAAUGAUGGCAUAGGCGAAAACAAUAAAUCUGGUUAUAACGAUAGGAAAGAUAUUAAAGAUGGUACCAAAGUUUUUCAAGGAAUUGUUUAUGGUAAAACUAAAUGUCAUACGGUAGGGGAAGUUAAUCAAACAAAUGGUCGUCAUGGUGGUGCAGAAUUUUGUAAUGAUUUUGAGGAAAAGUUCAAAAGUGGUUUGUCAAAACCUCACCAGAGAAGAGACAAUGUUGUGCUGAUAAAGGAUGUUGGUGACAGAGCAGCCUACUGGCAGAAUCGUGAUGAUGAAAGCAAAAAACCAAAUAUACGCAGUACAUCCUCCGAUGUAGAAAGAAACUGGAAAACACCAAGACAGAUUCGACAAAUGAGAGAUCAGGUUGAUCCAAAUGAAAUGACACAAUACAUCUACGAUUCAGGAGUUGCCAAUCGGGCGGCCAUGUGGCAAAAACUGGAAGAUGACCACUUUGACAAGAUGGUAAUAAACCCAGACAAAGAAUGGAAAGGACCUAAAGUAAGAGUUGUCUUACCUACGGAUCACCCGGAAUACGGACGACCUCCAAAAGGUUCUAAGACGGAAAAGCGCGGCAUAAAAGCACAUAAACAUGUUGUCAAAGAAAUCGGAGAACUUUGUUUAAUGAUUGCCGAAAAUGGUGAACUACAGGAUGACGGAACGGUGACUAUCACUUUCAGGAAACUUUUCCAAACGUAUGUUGCUAUAUCAAACAAAGUUGUAGGUAUACUUAUCAGAGCAAGAAAACGUGGUUUGUUACACUUCAAUGGUGAGAUGUUAUAUCAGAGACAGGAUGAAGAAGAAGUUAUAAGAUUAUUUAAUGUUCCAGAUCUAUUAGAAUAGAAACUAUAAUCUCGUUUAUUUGUUUCGUUGCAAUUUGAAAAUUCAUAUUUUUUAUACGAUUUACAUAUUUUUUAAAGUUUCAUUUUAUAUUGUCAUAUAUAAAAAUUUGUAUUUUGGAAAGUUUUUGAGUCGUUAUAUGUACAUAUUUUUUUUAUUAACAGCUUCAUAAUAGCAAUUACAACAUUUCAUUUUGCAUUAAUAGGGUCAGUGGAGGCAAAUUAUAUUUUUAUUAUUGAUAUUUUUUAAAUAAGAAUCCUUUUUUUGUUCCACACCACAUUCAUAUAUAGUAAUCGUUGCACAUGUGAAGUAUAAGAUAGCAAUGUGUUUACUUAUACCGUUAUGCCGUAACAAAGAGUUAAAUUUUGAAAUCAAAAUUAUGAUCGUGGGACGGUAUUCAGAAAAUAAAGUCUGGUCUUUUUUUUUUUACAUAUAUUGUAGUUUUCAUAGUCGGUCGCGAUUGUAUUCUUCAUGUAAAUUGCAAUAGCAUCAACCUUAUCAAAACAUGCACCAAACUUGUACAUUGCGGUUAUAUUGAAAAACGAAUAAAGCAUCUUGAAACCCUUUGCAAGAUCUUAUAUGGGUAAAAUAGCAACGUCUAUUCCAAACAUGUAAUUGAGUAAAUAUAUGUUUUUUAACCAAGGACGAAAAUUUUCGGUUGCAAGGCGAACUUUAUCGCCAUUAAAAUGCAAAAUGAAAAAAAUACUGUAUACGUAUAACAGGAUUGAACAUUUAUAUGAGGAUAGAAAUAUUCAAGCACAAAGUUCUGCUGAUGCCAUAUUGAACUGACCAGUUAAAUGUACGGGGUUCGUCAUCGAAUCGUUUUUCUGUAUUUAAUAUUUUAUAGUUAUUGAUGAAUACAAUAUGCAUGUACUGCUUUACAGAAAAUUAUCAAUACCUACAGUCCUACAUCAUGUCCAUACUUAUAUUUCGGCAAGACAAAAAUAAGUUUGUUUUUAUACUUUUUAUGACAUAGUUACACUAAAUCCAUUGGAUGUAUACUUGUUGAUAGUUUGUCAUGCCGGAAUUUCUAUUUUUUUUCAUUAUUUGAUUUUGGCAUUAAACUAGCUGUCAGUUACUGCGGUAUGGGGUUUUGUUUCGUUGUUGAAUAUUGUAUACCCACCUAUAUAGUUUAUAACAUCUACAUUUGGCCUCUGUCGGAUAGUUCGUCUAAUUGGCAGUUAUGUCACAUUAUGUAUCUCAUGAGUAAAAUGUCUGAUUUAACAUAUGUUAAAGACAAGUGUUAUCAUUUAUCUCAUGUGUAUAACGCCUGAUUUUGUAUGUAUGUUUUCUAAGCCUUGUAGUACACAUGUUUUAUGCGGAAUGUUUUGCAGCUGUUAAAUGAUCCCUGGCCCUGUGUAUUGGAACAAAUCCAAAAAUGUAUAUUCAGAAAUCAUUAAAGCAAAACAAACAUUAAUAUCAUGAAAAAGAUACGUCAAGAAUACAUUUUUUAUUUGCUUUGUUUAUAGUACUGAAAAAAGGUAUUUUUGCGAUUUUGUUGACAUUGCAUUUCCUAGAAAUAGAUUUCGUGUGGUGAUAAAGGAGCUGUUUUAUAUUUUAAAUUGACCUUUUUACCUUUUUUUAGCUAAAUUCUAUGGUAGUUCUUUAAGUUGAGAGCGAUUGUCGUGUCUUACAUUGUACUGAUUAUUUCAAUGGUUAGUAAAUAGUUUGUAUCAACAUUGCAGUUCUCCUUCGAUCUGUUGUUUCCUUUUCUUGAAGAUUAUUUACUAAACUAUCACCAGACAUUUCAGAUUGAAUUUUGGUUGACCUAUUAUUGACCUAAUUUUCUAUUAACUUCAAAGUCCUCAGUCACAUUUGUAAAGUUUCAAGCCAGUUGCAGGUGAGUAGGAGAACUUCUGUCCAGUUUGUUUUUAGAUGUUAUGAACAAAUGUGUUGACUUUUGAAUGGAAUGUCAAAGAAGUUUUUAAUGCUUUUUGGGACUAAAUUUAUUGCAAAUAAAAUAAUCCAUGUUAUUUGAAGAAAUAU